CCACACUCCUAAGACUCUUCGAUGAUUCAUUCAAUGCUCUCUCUCUCUCUGUUUCUGGCAAGAGGAAUCAUGAGCUUCCCUGCAGUACUCGCAACCCUUUUCGUUUUUUUGCUGUUCCAUCAAACUUGCAGUGUUAAGGAUAUUCAUCUUACCGAGGCAGGAAACGGUUGUUCUCCUUCCUGUGGCAGUAUCCAAAACAUAAGCUAUCCAUUUCGAUUAAUGGACGAUCCACCAAACUGCGGCGACCAAAGGUAUACGCUGUCAUGUGAGAACAAAAUUACUGUCUUAUACUUAUAUGGUGGAAAGUACUAUGUGCGGGAGAUCAAUUACAGUGACUACACAAUCCGAGUGGUAGACUCGGGUAUUCAGAGUGCUAAUUUCUCCUCUAUCCCUCGUUAUUCUCUAACCUAUUAUAAUUUUAGUUCUGGGGAUUCAUAUUAUUACCCAGUAUAUUAUUUUUACAAACAAACGACUAGUAUGGCUUUCUUGAGCUGUGAAAAGCAAGUGAAUUCAUCUUAUUUCAACAUUCCAACUAAUUGCUCUAAGAAGGGAGUAUAUUCUUCCAAGUACUCUUCAUCAUCUUCCCAGAUGCAUAGAUAUGUUGCGUAUGAUCUAAGUCCAUAUCCAGAGGAGGUGGAGGAAUCUUGCCGACUAGAGAUAAUAUCCCUAAUAUCGAGGGAAGCCCAUCGAUAUACAAAAGCAGGUCCUUCCUGCGAAGAGAUCCACAACGAAUUGUUAUAUGGUUUUAGCCUUCAUUGGUUCCGAGUUUAUUGUGAAUGCGACGCAGGAUAUUGCUACCCCGAUGAUUACGCGAAUAAAAUUCAAUGCAGGAACUUAACUACAGAUCAAGGAUUCUUCAAAAGACUUGAGGGCGUAUACAAUGCUACUUCACCCAAAAAGUUGAUUCUACUGGUUUUCUAUCUCGGGCUAUACCUUGGAGCAAAACUGGUAAUAGGGACUCCAAUUGUGAUUGCAUUCUUGAUCUAUAAAUGGCGAAGGAGGCAUUUGUCAAUGUACGAUGCUAUUGAAGACUUUCUACAAAGUCACAACAACCUCGCGCCCAUAAGAUAUUCAUACCCACAAAUUAGGAAGAUGAGCAAGAAUUUCAAGUACAAACUAGGUGAAGGAGGGUAUGGAACUGUAUUUAAAGGAACACUUCGAAGUGGCCGACUCGUGGCAAUAAAGAUAUUAACCAAGAGCAAAGCUAAUGGGCAAGACUUUAUCAAUGAGGUUGCAACCAUUGGAAGAAUUCAUCAUGUUAAUGUAGUGCAACUCAUUGGUUUUUGUGUUGAAGGAUCAAAGCGUGCUCUUGUAUAUGAGUUCAUGUCUAAAGGGUCUCUCAAUAACCAUAUUUUUAUGAAAGAAGGAAGUAUCCUCAUAAGCUACAAGAAAAUGCAUGAAAUUGCUCUAGGGGUGGCUCGUGGGAUCGAAUACUUACAUCGAGGUUGUGACAUACAGAUUUUGCAUUUUGAUAUAAAGCCUCACAACAUUCUUCUUGACGAGAAUCUUCAUCCCAAGCUUUCUGACUUUGGCUUAGCAAAAUCAUAUCCAAUAGAAGAUAGCAUUGUUUCUUUGACUGCUGCAAGGGGAACGUUUGGAUACAUGGCUCCUGAGUUUUUCUAUAAAAAUAUUGGAGGCAUCUCAUACAAAGCUGAUGUUUAUAGUUUUGGAAUGUUAUUGAUGGAAAUGGCAGGUAGAAGAAAGAAUUUGAAUACAGAUGCAGAACAUUUGAGCCAAAUCUACUUUCCCACGUGGGUCUACGACCAAUUGCAUGAUGGAAAUGAUAUAGAGAUGGAGGAAUAUGCCACAAAGGAGGAAGAGGAAAUAGGUAAGUUGAUGAUCAUAGUUGCUUUAUGGUGUAUACAGAUGAAGCCUAGUGAUCGUCCUUCAAUGAACAAAGUGGUAGAAAUGCUUGAAGGGGAAGUUGGAUCCUUGCAACUACCUCCUAAGCCUUUAUUUUCAUUGCCAGAGCAACAAAUAGAGCAUAACGUGGAGAUUUCAAAUCAAGAUUGCUUAUCAAUGCAUUCAAAUGAAUCAAGUCAGUCCAGUAGUACUCAAUCGUAGAAUCUCUCAAUCAAGAACAUAAUUCUAUCAUCCCUAGUCAAGGAAGCUGGCAGGUCUUCUCAUCUUUGAUAUAACUCAAAUUAGAUGUUUCAUAUUUAUAUGCAAUAAUAAUGAAUGUUGGUGUGGUGUUUGAUAACUCUUGCAUAUUCCUAUAGUAGUUUUCUUAUUUAUUCUCUUUA
Messenger RNA from Juglans microcarpa x Juglans regia, 2243 nucleotides. Its product is annotated as rust resistance kinase Lr10-like. Bases 22 to 2064 code for a protein of 680 amino acids. Gene Ontology annotation, biological process: protein phosphorylation. The transcript is spliced from 4 exons. Gene Ontology annotation, molecular function: protein kinase activity; polysaccharide binding; ATP binding. Lineage: Eukaryota; Viridiplantae; Streptophyta; Magnoliopsida; Fagales; Juglandaceae. The record is from RefSeq and is a predicted model, not a curated record.